UCAGGCUUCCUCUUCUGGCCUUAGGUUUGGUCAUCCUCCAGGCACUGUGCCUAGAUCUGAAGGCUCAGCUUGCCGUCCAGCAUAACCGCAUUCAUCUCAUGCGAUUGCACAGCAAAGGCCUUCCACAGUUCGUUCCCAACGUCCCAAACAGUCCCGACAUCGUAGUCACGUCGUUAUAGAAAUAGCCAUCUAUCAUCAUGGAUAUCAUCGAGAAUUGGACCAAAGUCGCCAUUUCAGAACAUUUGAUCUCCCUAACGGGCACACUUGUUAUCUCCACAAUACUGACCUUUGCCAUCUUCAGUGCGAGAAAUCCACCGGGAAUAUAUAGCGUCAAAGAGGGAGGAAAGAAAGCGCAGUAUGACGCAGUGCUCGUUGGCGCCCCAGAGGAGAAAUCCUCGUGGCCAUGGCUUGCGGAAAUGCGCGCGAAGUUGCGAUACAUGGUCGAAGGGCAUUAUUUGAUGUUUGCAGCAUUCAAGAAGAAUACCGGUCGGAUCUUGAGGGCGCCGCUGGCGGACUACAGGUUCUAUAUUCUACCACCGCACUACAUGGAGGAACUGAAGAGCUUGCCGACUUCGGUAAUGAGUUCGUCAGUUUCUGUAGAGGAGUAUCUGCUGGGCAAGUACACAACCAUGCAGGCGCACAAGAUAAUGGGCGACAUUACUUGGAAUGUGAUUCGCAACCAUUUGACGCAAAAGCUGGGGACGCUAGUCCAACCGCUCGACGAAACGUGCAAAAUGGCGUAUGAGGUCGAACUCCCGGACUGCGAAGAUUGGACUCCAGUUCUUGUCCACGACGUCUUCCUCGAAAUCGUUGGCCACAUGACCAGCCGCAUCCUUGUUGGCAAAGAACUCGCCAAAAGCUCCCUUCUGCGCCAUACAUACAGCGACUUUGCGACCUGUGUAUUCGUCGCAUCCAGUCUCCUGAAAAUCCUCCCGUCCAUAGUCCGCCCCCUCGUCGCACCCUUCCUCCCCCAACUAUGGCGCAUCAAACUCCACCACCGCAACCUGCGCAAAAUUCUACUCCCCGGGAUCCGCAAACGCCUCCAGGAGCCCACCAGUGAUCCAGGGGAGAGGAACAUGCUUGAUUGGCUCAUCGAAGCAUCCGGUCCCAACCCGGAUGAGCUGAGUAUCGUGGAGCGGCAGAUGGGGAUUAGUUUUGCCGCCGUACAUACCACCACCAACCACAUGUCGAAUGUCCUAUUCGAUCUUGCGGCGCGCUGGGACGAAUAUGCGCCAGAGUUGAUAGCGGAAUAUCGCGAGGCGUUAGUAGAGGACGGGGGCGUGUUGUCUAAGACGACGAUUGCGAAACUGUCCAAGCUGGACAGCUUCAUGAAGGAGUCGAUGCGUUUGAAUCCCCCAUCUUCCUUGGCAUUCAAUCGCAAAGUCCUCUGCAAUCACACUCUCAACGACGGCAAGGUCUUGCCCGCCUCAUGCUGGAUCGCGGUGGCAGCAGGCCCGCUCAUGCUCAGCGACUCACAAUUCCCCAAUCCUCUUGUGUUCGACGGAUUCCGGUACCACCGCAUGCGCCAGCAAGAGCUGCCUGAUUCACAACUGGCCGUAGCGAAGACGAGCCACUUUACGUCGACUGGGGUGUACAGUCUCGUGUUCGGGCAUGGGAGGUAUUCAUGUCCUGGGCGCUUUUUCGCGGGGCUCGAGAGCAAAAUCAUGUUGGUGAACAUUCUGGAGAAGUAUGAGUUGAGGCUGCCAGAGGGAACGGAGCGGCCGAAGAACUUGGUGUACGCGGAUGCCUUGGUUCCAGAUCCGACCAAGGCUGUGGAGUUCAGAAAAUUGACCAAGUAGAAUACGUAGUGUUGAAAAUACACACGACAUGAACUCGACUCGAGCUAUUGCAUACCCUUCUGGCCCUGGCAUUUUGUUUGUGAUAUCAUCUUUUAGCU
Molecule: messenger RNA, 1897 nt
Organism: Aaosphaeria arxii CBS 175.79
Lineage: Eukaryota; Fungi; Ascomycota; Dothideomycetes; Pleosporales
Product: cytochrome P450
Exons: 3
Coding region: 198-1799 (533 amino acids)
Molecular function (GO): iron ion binding; heme binding; oxidoreductase activity, acting on paired donors, with incorporation or reduction of molecular oxygen
Source: RefSeq, a predicted model, not a curated record